AUGGGUCGUGCAUGGAUUUCCUCUGGGGCUUUGACUCUUCCAUCAACACCAUAUACACACUGUAAUGAUUCUAGGAAACUCUCCAAAUUCCCGUUUUACCCAUCGCCACCAUCAUUAUUACCAACCAGGUCUCAGGCGCGCAAUUGCAGAUGUCAAUUAUCUGCAGCAGUGCCACAAAACGACCUCAAAUUUGUACUCCACGAUGUCCUCGAUUCUUCUGGCCAGAAUACCACCCACGCCCGAGCAGCAAGGGAUGGUUUCUGCUCGGAGAUUCGAAAACUAUCUAAUAUUGAGAGAGAAACUAGCAUUAGUAUUUAUGGUGGGGUUGAUUUGGGGAGGGCAGCUCUGCAUAUAGCUGCUGAAGACGACUCCCUGAUCUCCCACUCUUCAGUUCCACUCCCAGUGGAUGAUUUCGUAGAAAGGUUGGACAAUCUUUCUAUGGACUACUGCUGUCAUUACAGCUCUUCAUUCAGUUCCUCACCAGAGAAUUUUGUUCAGUGCUUAGAAAGAUAUCUAUACAUUGAUAAAGGUUUUCGAAGGACUAGUGAAAGGAAUCAAGUAGAGCAGCGUGCUCUUUAUCUCCACUCGGUUUUGACACAUCGUUCGGGUUCUGCUUCUAUGCUCUCCCUCAUUUACUCAGAGAUUCUAAAGAUGCUUCGUUUGUGGGGUCUCCUAAAUUUUGAUGUAGAAAUUUUCUUCCCUCAUGAUUCUUACAGUUCUCCUAAAGGGUAUCACAAACAAAAGAGCAAGGAAUCUGAUCGAUCGCAUAUUAUGACUACACAAUCUUUACUAGUGGAGAUGUUGAAAGAUUUGAAGCACGCUUUCUGGCCAUUUCAACUUAAUCAUACUAGAAGUCUGUUCCUAAGGGCAGCACAAGCUGCUCACUGCUCCAAUGGAUCCAACAACUCUAAAGAAAGUGCUGUUGAGAUUGCAUCUGCCAAGGCUGCUCAGCAUAGGUUGCAACGAGGUGUUUGGACCAGUGUUCAUUUUGGGGAUAUGAGACGUGCAUUAUCUGCAUGUGAGCGACUUAUCCUACUCCAAACUGAUCCAAAGGAACUAAGAGAUUAUGCUGUUCUUCUUUACCACUGCGGAUUUUAUGAGGAAACACUGCACUACCUCAAGUUGUACAUGGAUACUAAGAAAUCCUCUACAUUGGAGCAAUCAUCCCGUUCAACUAGUGACAUGGAGGAAGAUGCCGUGGAGAAACUAAUGGAUCGACUUAAACUCAUUUUGAUGGAUGGUUGGUCUACCCACUCAGAUAACAGAAAUUUCAUUUUCAACAAUUCUGAACCAUGGUAA
Fraxinus pennsylvanica is the source of this 1299-nucleotide messenger RNA. The record is from the annotation of a GenBank genome assembly. NCBI's taxonomy places the organism in Eukaryota, Viridiplantae, Streptophyta, Magnoliopsida, Lamiales, Oleaceae.